Diuraphis noxia (Russian wheat aphid) is the source of this 345-nucleotide messenger RNA. RefSeq lists its product as uncharacterized. The record is from RefSeq and is a predicted model, not a curated record. Lineage: Eukaryota; Metazoa; Arthropoda; Insecta; Hemiptera; Aphididae.
AUGAAUCAACUUGAAAGAGUCCARCGGAAGUUUUUGAGYUUUSCAGCAUAUCUAUUAAAUAUUGAACAUAGACCUCAUGWUUAUGAUGCAGUAAUARAUARGCUAGGCUUACAGUCUUUGGCCGAUAGACGUAUCACCAUUAACAAGGUCUUCCUAGUCAAACUCAUAAAUGGGUCGAUCGACUGUACAGAACUUCUAUCCAAAGUAAACUUUAAAAUUCCCUGUGUCCAGGUCCGUUCUUCCUAUCCUUUCAGUAUUCCGCUGUGUACGAUAAAUUAUUCACGAAACAAACCACUAAAUAGAAUGAUGCGUAUUGCUAAUGAGGAUCCGUAUUUUAGUUUUUAA